Messenger RNA from Cryptomeria japonica (Japanese cedar), 1308 nucleotides. RefSeq names its product WAT1-related protein At5g47470. Bases 45 to 1151 code for a protein of 368 amino acids. The transcript is spliced from 7 exons. Gene Ontology annotation, cellular component: plasma membrane. The record is from RefSeq and is a predicted model, not a curated record. Gene Ontology annotation, molecular function: transmembrane transporter activity. Lineage: Eukaryota; Viridiplantae; Streptophyta; Pinopsida; Cupressales; Cupressaceae.
GUGUAUAUCCUUUUACUGCGUAAGAAAGCAUCCUGAAAGCAAAAAUGCAGAGUCUGGGAGGCUCUGGUCUUGGCUUAGAGGACUUAGCCAUAUAUGCCUCCUUAGUGGGUUCUCAGAUUUCUAUGGCAAUUAGCUCUGUUCUCGUGGGAAAGCAAUUGGCAAAGGGUUCAAAUCCCUUGACUUUUGUGGCUUAUACCAAUGCUUUUGGGGGCUUGGUACUCACCCCUUUUGCCUUCUUCCUUGAAAAAAACAAGCGGUCCAAACUCAAUUUCUCUAUGUUGGCUCGGCUGCUUCUACUCUCUCUUGGCGGAGUGUGUGCAUUUCAAACAUUGACAUUAAUGGGCUUGAAGGAAACUUCGCCUUCCUUCUCUUCGGCUAUGGGCAACUUGGUGCCUGCAAUUAUUUUCGUCAUGGCAUGGGCUUUUGGAAUGGAGAAAGUAGACAUUAAGUGUGCUCACAGCCGAUUCAAGAUUGUGGGUACAGUGCUUUGUGUGUGUGGGGCAAUGGCCAUGAGUUUAUUGCAGGGUCCUUCUUUAAGCCAGCUCUGGCCUUCAUCAGACCCUAAUUCAGAAAACAUCAUCCCUAACUUCCUACACGAGAGCAAUUCUGACAAAAUUAUCACAGGAUGCAUUUACCUCAUAACAGCUGUGACAAUCUUGUCAUCUUCCAUAAUAGUACAGGCUGAGACAUUGAAAAGGUAUCCAGCCCCAUUAUCUCUGUCAGCACUCACAGCACUUCUGGGAUCCAUUGAAACUGCUACCUUGAUAACGAGUUUAGACAUGGGUGUUGAUGCAACAUCAUGGUCUCUGGAUCGGAGUGGAGUUGUGACUGUUAUGUUGGGGGGAAUCUUUGUGAAUGUAAUCCUUAUCACAGUGCACUUAUGGUGUAUUCAGAAAAGGGGACCUGUAUUUGUGUCAACAUUCAACCCUGUUUCCACUGUUUGCUCCACUUUCUUGUCCUCCUUCGUUUUAGGGGAAACCCUGCAUCUGGGAAGUGUAAUGGGUGCGCUGUUGAUAUUGGGGGGUCUGUACCUGGUUCUGUGGGGCAAGAGCAGAGACAUUAUUAUUAUUAUUUCUGAAAAAGAUGAAGAAGACCAAUUAAUCACUUCUCAGGAAACAUCAAUAGAUAUAAAAAGGCCUCUAUUACAUUGAUGCUCACAAUCUAUUUAAAUUACAAGUAAUAGUGCAAGAAAAACUAUGCACUAAUUGUAUGUAAAUUAGCUAUUUAGUAAAAAAGUUCAGAUUGAUUGUUGUUAUAAAUAUAAUUGAAUAUAAAAAUUUAAAAUAAAUUAAAUGUGACAUUUAUUUA